Molecule: messenger RNA, 1489 nt
Organism: Tarenaya hassleriana
Lineage: Eukaryota; Viridiplantae; Streptophyta; Magnoliopsida; Brassicales; Cleomaceae
Product: TVP38/TMEM64 family membrane protein slr0305
Exons: 7
Coding region: 104-1105 (333 amino acids)
Source: RefSeq, a predicted model, not a curated record
CGCUGUGCCCAUCCCAAGGUGAUGUUUUGGUGGAGAAGCAGCGCCAAAGGCAACACCGCAAUCUCGGAAAUUGGAUGGCACUGCUUCACACUUGGUCUUCUUCAUGUCGCAGCUUAAUAUGCGCACUCUCUCUCUCAGUCUGAGAUCGUCGGCUCUUCCCUUCACCUGCUCUUUCCGCUUCCCUCCUCCCUCUUCCGUCAGACCCUUCCGCCGUUUUCAUUUCCUCAGGCCAUGUUCCUCUCUCAAGCAGACCAAGAAGCAACCCUCUCUCCGCCGCUCUCCCAGUUCCACUGCCCCGCCGCCGCAUAGUGUCCGCUGGUUCUUCAGCCCGAAACCCGGCAACGGCGGUGGCGAUGGCGAUGGCGACGGUGACGACGAUGAUGCCAAAGCUGACGGGGAUACCGCCGUUAAAGGGACCCUCUUGGCCGGCGUUUUGUUGGUCGGUGUCGUCGGUGGCUUCGCUGGCGUUGGAUAUGUCUACAAGGAUCAGAUCAAUUUCUUCCUCUCUCAGUUCUCCGCUUUCAUCGAAGGUUAUGGUCCUGCUGGAUAUGCUUUGUUCGUUGCUGUGUAUGCUGGACUUGAGAUACUAGCCAUACCGGCCAUUCCAUUGACAAUGUCAGCGGGUCUUCUUUUUGGCUCUUUCAUCGGCACCAUUAUAGUUUCUAUAAGUGGAACUGUGGCUGCCAGUGUUGCAUUUCUGAUUGCCAGAUAUUUUGCUCGCGAACGAAUCCUUAAGCUUGUUGAAGGCAACAAGAAAUUCCUAGCCAUAGACAAAGCAAUUGGUGAAAAUGGGUUUAGGGUUGUUACCCUCCUUCGCUUGAGUCCUCUGCUUCCAUUUUCUCUUGGAAAUUAUCUAUACGGUUUGACAUCUGUGAAGUUUGUGCCGUACGUUCUAGGAAGCUGGUUGGGAAUGCUUCCAGGAACAUGGGCUUAUGUCAGUGCUGGUGCUUUUGGACGAGCUAUAAUCCAAGAAGAAUCUGAUGUGGGCUUGCCGGGGGGAAAUGGGCAGCUGUUGACACUUGGGUUGGGUUUGUUGGCUACUGCGUUAGCGGCAACAUAUGUGGCACGCCUCGCAAAGGACGCUGUGAAGGAUAUCGAUGAGUAAAGCUCCAUCUGCUGGUAGUAGGAUAGCACAUGUUACCUUUGGAGGCCAUUGUUACCAAAUUAUAUGGAAUGUGGAAGGUGGCUUAUCUAUUGGUAUGCCCUUGUUUAGUAGAUAUGGUGGUGGUGGGUGGGGUGUGUCAAGUCCUCAGUUCCUCCUGUCCUGUCCUGCCCGCCUGCUUAUUCAUGCCACUUGUGAGACCCAACAAUUCUCAUUCUGAUAGUGAAAUCCAACAAAAAAAAAAUUCCUAAACUCCUCCGACCCCCAUCUCUCAUGUUUCUCCACAUGACACCCCCCACAAAGUCUGUGUAUCAUAUGUAAGUGCGUAAGCCAUACCAGAGUUUUAAUUCUAUCAUUAGAAAUUGCGAAAGCAUCUUGGAUUAUCAA